CAGUAACCAGCAAGCACCGAUUGAAUUGAAUCCAUCAAGCAGGUCAAUGAGAAAAAAGAGGGCUCUGUCUGUGAGGACCAUAAACAAAUUAACUUCUGCCACCAGCCUGCUCUCCUUUCCCCAUUUGGCAUUCAUGAAACAACCACCCUCCAUAAUUACCUCUCCUCUAUCCUCUCUGAUUUUUCAAGCCUCAAUCCACCAUCUCCACUAAAAUUUUCUCUCCAUUGCUGUUCUAUAGCUCUUCUUUCUUGACCAAUAAUGCCUGGAAACACUGUAAAAUUGCUGUGUUUCAUCUUAGCAAGCUAUCUAGUAUUCAAUGUUGUCCUCUCCUCAGGGAAUCCGUUCACCAGAAAGACUUACAUUAUUCAGAUGGAUAAGCAUGCAAAGCCGGAAUCCUUCUCCGAUCACCUUGAAUGGUACUCCUCGCUGGUAAAAUCAGUGUUGUCUCCCGAAAACGAAACCAAUGCAGACCAUCAAGAGAGAAUAAUUUAUAGCUAUCAGACUGCUUUUCAUGGGGUUGCUGCCAAGUUAAGUGAAGAAGAAGCUGAGAGGCUAGAGGAAGCAGAUGAUGUAGUGGCUAUAUUCCCAGAGACUGUCUAUCAACUACACACCACUAGAAGCCCCAUGUUCCUCGGGUUAGAACCUGAAGUAAGCACAAGUGUCUGGUCUCAAAAAAUUGCAGAUCACGAUGUUAUAGUAGGAGUGCUAGACACAGGGAUAUGGCCAGAAAGUGAAAGCUUCAAUGACAAAGGCAUGAGUCCAGUGCCUGCUCACUGGAAAGGUACUUGUGAGACAGGCCGAGCUUUUGAAAAACAUCAUUGCAAUAGAAAAAUUGUCGGUGCAAGAGUUUUUUACAGGGGAUAUGAAGCCACUACCGGAAAAAUCAAUGAGCAAAAUGAGUAUAAAUCCCCAAGAGAUCAAGAUGGUCAUGGAACUCACACAGCAGCCACUGUUGCUGGCUCUCCUGUACAUGGAGCAAAUCUGUUGGGCUACGCUUAUGGAACAGCAAGAGGAAUGGCACCUGGUGCAAGAAUUGCGGCUUACAAGGUCUGCUGGGCUGGAGGGUGUUUUAGCUCAGAUAUUCUGUCUGCAGUUGAUAGGGCAGUGGCUGAUGGAGUGAAUGUUCUCUCAAUAUCUUUGGGUGGUGGCGUUUCAUCUUACUAUCGGGAUAGCUUGUCCAUAGCAGCUUUUGGAGCGAUGGAGAUGGGAAUUUUUGUUUCUUGCUCGGCUGGAAAUGGGGGACCUGGCCCUGCCAGCCUCACAAAUGUAUCACCAUGGAUUACCACAGUUGGCGCCAGCACCAUGGACAGAGAUUUUCCCGCCAUCGUCAACCUGGGAGCAGGAAGAACUGUAACCGGAGUUUCACUCUAUAAAGGCCGGAGGAAUCUUUUGGCAAACAAGCAUUAUUCUCUUGUUUAUAUGGGUACCAACUCUAGUAGCCCUGAUCCAAGUUCUCUGUGCUUAGAAGGAACUUUGAAUCCUCAUAUUGUUGCUGGAAAGAUUGUGAUAUGUGACCGUGGUAUUAGUCCAAGAGUACAAAAGGGCCAGGUGGCGAAAGAUGCAGGAGCAGUAGGCAUGAUUCUAUCAAAUACAGCAGCAAAUGGAGAAGAACUUGUUGCAGAUUGUCACCUACUUCCAGCAGUAGCGGUGGGGGAAAGAGAAGGGAAAUUGAUCAAACAUUAUGCUUUAACAAGUAGGAAUGCUACUGCAACUCUAGCUUUUCUUGGUACGAAAGUAGGAAUUAAGCCUUCUCCAGUGGUUGCGGCGUUUUCAUCCAGAGGACCAAACUUCUUGAGCCUUGAGAUUCUGAAGCCUGAUGUUGUUGCCCCAGGCGUGAACAUAAUUGCUGCUUGGACUGGUGAUACAGGUCCAUCAAGUUUGCCGACAGAUCCUCGCAGAGUGAGGUUUAACAUUCUGUCAGGAACUUCCAUGUCGUGCCCGCAUGUAAGCGGAAUUGCAGCACUGCUCAAGGCUAGGCACCCAGAAUGGAGUCCAGCAGCAAUUAAAUCAGCUCUGAUGACAACAGCUUAUGUUCAUGAUAAUACCCUGAAGCCACUACAAGAUGCCUCCGUGGAUGCUCCUUCCAGCCCAUAUGAUCAUGGAGCAGGACACAUAAAUCCAUUGAAAGCUCUAGACCCAGGUCUGAUUUAUGAUAUUGAAGCCCAAGACUACUUUGAAUUUCUAUGCACGCAGGGGCUUUCACCAAUGCAGCUGAAAGUUUUUGGCAAGCAUGCAAACAGAACGUGCCAAAAAUCUCUCAGAAGUCCAGGGGACUUGAAUUAUCCAGCUAUUUCAGUAGUGUUCCCAGACAAUACAUCCAUUUCUUCUUUAACCCUUCACAGAACGGUUACCAAUGUUGGUCCUCCAGUUUCAUCAUACCAUGCAGCAGAAUCUAAAUUCAAAGGUGCAACAGUUAAAGUUGAACCAAGAACCCUGAAGUUCACCGGCAAAAACCAGAAACUAUCUUACAAGAUUACCUUCACCACAAAAUCUCGGCAAAUAAUGCCCGAGUUUGGAAGCUUAGUAUGGAAGGAUGGAGUUCACAAAGUGAGAAGCCCAAUUACUAUCACAUGGUUGACCCCAAUAUAGAUCUGCCGCUUGAUUCAACAUGGUUCGAGAAUAAGUAUCCAGGGUGUUUUAUGAAGAGCCAAGAUGGCUCACUCAUUUUUAUUACUACAUCUACAUGCAAUGCUGUUUUUCCUUCUCUCUUUCUUUCAAUGGUAUGUCUUGAAUUCUCCA
Messenger RNA from Manihot esculenta (cassava), 2739 nucleotides. RefSeq names its product subtilisin-like protease SBT1.3. Bases 259 to 2589 code for a protein of 776 amino acids. NCBI's taxonomy places the organism in Eukaryota, Viridiplantae, Streptophyta, Magnoliopsida, Malpighiales, Euphorbiaceae. The transcript has a single exon. The record is from RefSeq and is a predicted model, not a curated record. Gene Ontology annotation, molecular function: serine-type endopeptidase activity. Gene Ontology annotation, biological process: proteolysis.